ACGAUAAUAAAAAAAAAAAAUAAAUAAUAAUCCUAAUACGAGUGUAAUGUGGUAGUUAUGGUGAUGACUGACGUAACCAGCCGCUUACUAUAAAAGCACAUUCUCGAAUUUUUAACUUCAUUCUGCACCUGAGCUUGACUGACGGGAGGUGAAAUCUCGACAAGUGAAACUCUUUUACUGUGACCAAGUGUUGACUUGUUAAAAAGUGAAAACCCACAACUAAGAAAACAUCUCUAAUAAACUUCUGAUAUCUGGAAGUAAGAAAGCUGCUCUGGUAGUGAGGACGGCAUGGCCUUCUCUGGUUUCCACCGUGAGAAACAACUGCUGACCAUCGGCAUCCUCCAUCUGCUGGAUGACCGCUAUGCUGACCUGCCUCGGCCAGGACGAAUCCUCCAGCUGAUUGUAACCAACCUGAGGAACCGUCCGCUGAGCAGCACAAACAUUGAGUCCAUGAGGGACUUCAUCCUUAGCCUGUAUCACAACCUCAUCACAAGCUCAAAGGACUUCCCCGUCAUUCCAUUUAAGGGAACUUUCCGCUCUCGCCAAUUAGCCACGCCCUUUGAUGAGGUGGCGCAGGAGCGCGUUGAAAACACAACACCAUCUCCUCCAGUGGAGGGACCAUCAGGUCUGAUGGCUCCUCCUGCAGCCUCCCGCUCUGUUACUUCACCAAUACUGACUCCAGUUCUUCCUGAGAAGACAGAUCCCGGAAGACUGAAGGCUGACCGCAGAAACUACGUCCGACGCAUUGAGUUUGAUGACAAGACUGUGACCAGAGUCAUUUCGCCUGUGUACCGCUCUGAAAGCACCGAGCUGACAAACCGGUGGAGGGUGAGCGACUACAGUGCAGACGGACAAGUUCUCAUGUCUGUGCUCUGCAAGUUUGCCAAAGAGUCUACAUGGUGUGCCAGGACACAGAUGAAGAAAAAGAGGAAGGACACUGAAGAAGGAAAAUCCCAGCUUCAUGGACAGAGUCAGAGUUACAACAUUACUGAUCCACCAAUGACUGGCAGGACAAACUGGAAGAACAGACUGAUAGAAGAAGGAGGAGAAGACAGAAACAGCUUGACGGAAGCAAGUGAUGCUGUUAACUCCACCUGCACUUCUCUGCCAGUUAACUCCACCAGCCAGCAGUAGACAGAGUGAGGAACACUGAUCUGUUUGUGAAGAAUAGAAACCUGGGAGUCAAGAUGUGUGUGACUCAAGAAUGAACGGAUUGCUGUUUGUCUUCAAGAGAAGAAAAGAGACGACACCAGAUGAAACAAAAUGAGAAUAGAAAAGAAGAAAAGAGGGGACACCCUCACAAAAAAAGAUAAGUACACAGUUAUUUAAUGUUACCAUCAGAAAUAUUGAUCAAUAUUUUUUGCCAUUUACUCUACUGAAGUUAUUAACUAAUAUUCUCCCUUAUCUUUCAUUCGUCUUUUAGAGAAAGAGAAGAGGACAUGAAAUUAUACAAAAAGAUAAAUAUACAUUUAUUCUUAUUCAUUUUAAGUUAUUACCAGAAUUAUUUUACGGUUAAAUAUUUCUUCUGGUUGCUGGUGUUGUUUAGUAACUGUUGUCUCCCUUUGUUUGUCAUUUGUCUUUCAGAGAGAAGAAGAAACAAGUCAGGGCCAAGAUGAGACAGCAAGAAGACAGCAUGCAUCGUUAACCCUCUCAUUAAAAAAAGAUAAAUAUAUAUUCAUUCUAUUUUAAUAAUUAAAAUUUAAAUGAAAAUUCAUCAUUUUCUCUUUUCUACCUGCUGGAAUUAUUAACUUUUUCCCUCUUUUCUGUCAUUUGUCUUUUACAGCGAGAAGAGGAGAUGAGACAGCCAUCUCAUCAACAAAGAUAAGUAUACAUUCGGUCUUUGUUAUUAUCAGAGUUUCUAUUUUGUCUAUAGGUCUAAUGUUUGUAUCAUUGAUAAAAUGAUUAACUAUUAUUCCCUCUUAUCUGUCGCCUGUCUUUUAGAACGAGGACAGGAAACGACACAAGGAGGAAACAAGAAAAUAACCAGACGAGACGAAAUUCACUGUGAACCUUCUCAUUUCAAAAUUUAAGCAAAAGGAAACGACACAAAGAGGAAAAGUGACCAGAGGAGACAAGAAGAGAGGAAACACUAUGCACUGUGAAGCCUCUUAUUUACAAAGAUAAGAGUUUCUUAUUUUUACUUAUAAGAAUAGGUACACAUUUAUCAAUUUACUGAUACGUACUGUAUAUGCUCACCAGGUUGUUGAGGUUAUAAUUCCCUCUUGUCUGUCUUUAUGUAUUUCUAGUGAGGACAAUCAGCUCUAGAUGUCUCAUCUGCAGCAGCAGCCUCAGUCUAGACGUCUAACAAAGUCUGCAAAUGUGCAAACUGUUACAGCUGUUUUACAGGGCAAAAUUACAACCCCUCUGGGUAAAUUACCUCUUUUGUUCAACCCCAUUCAAGUGAACAGUAACAUUGUCACAAAUGUAUCCCUCUGACAUGUAGUAUGUCUCAUGAACACAUCUUAAUGUCAAGCUUUGUGUUAAUAAACCAAUUUUCAAAGGACAA
This is a messenger RNA of Seriola aureovittata, 2506 nucleotides long. RefSeq lists its product as uncharacterized. NCBI's taxonomy places the organism in Eukaryota, Metazoa, Chordata, Actinopteri, Carangiformes, Carangidae. The coding region runs from base 289 to 1134 and encodes 281 amino acids. The record is from RefSeq and is a predicted model, not a curated record. The transcript has 5 exons.